UGGACCAACUACAUUCAUGGGUGGCAGGAUCGAUGGGUUGUUCUGAAAUGCAACACACUCAGUUAUUACAAGUCUGAAGAUGAAACAGAGUAUGGCUGCAGAGGUUCUAUCUGUCUGAGCAAGGCUGUGAUUACACCCCAUGACUUCGAUGAAUGCAGAUUUGAUAUUAGUGUAAAUGAUAGUGUUUGGUACCUCCGAGCUCAGGACCCAGACCACAGACAACAAUGGAUAGACUCCAUAGAACAACACAAGACUGAAUCUGGCUAUGGAUCAGAGUCGAGUUUACGACGCCAUGGCUCCAUGGUGUCUCUUGUUUCUGGAGCAAGUGGAUACUCUGCAACAUCGACCUCUUCGUUCAAGAAGGGCCAUAGCUUACGUGAGAAACUUGCAGAAAUGGAAACCUUUAGAGACAUCUUGUGUAGACAAGUUGAUACUUUACAGAAAUACUUUGAUGCCUGUGCAGAUGCAGUUUCCAAAGAUGAACUCCAGAGAGAUAAAGUGGUAGAAGAUGAUGAAGAUGACUUUCCUACAAUGCGUUCUGAAGGGGAUUUUUUACAUAACAGUAACAGCAGUAAGGAAAAGUUGUUUCCACAUGUGACACCCAAAGGAAUUAAUGGCAUAGACUUUAAAGGAGAAGCUAUAACUUUCAAGGCAACUACUGCUGGAAUCCUUGCUACGUUGUCUCAUUGUAUCGAACUCAUGGUAAAACGUGAAGAAAGCUGGCAAAAAAGGCUAGAUAAGGAGACAGAGAAAAGGAGGAGAGUUGAGGAAGCCUACAAAAAUGCUGUGACAGAAUUGAAGAAAAAGUCCCACUUUGGAGGGCCAGACUAUGAGGAGGGUCCUAAUAGUCUGAUUAAUGAAGAAGAAUUCUUUGAUGCUGUUGAAGCUGCUCUUGAUAGACAGGAUAAAAUGGAAGAACAGUCCCAAAGUGAAAAAGUUAGAUUACACUGGCCGACAUCCUUACCAUCUGGAGAUGCAUAUUCUGCUGUGGGAACUCAUCGAUUUGUCCAAAAGCCCUAUAGUCGCUCUUCCUCCAUGUCUUCCAUUGAUCUAGUCAGUGCCUCUGAUGAUGUUCACAGAUUCAGCGCCCAG
Messenger RNA from Apaloderma vittatum (bar-tailed trogon), 1092 nucleotides. RefSeq names its product collagen, type IV, alpha 3 (Goodpasture antigen) binding protein (gene CERT1). Gene Ontology annotation, cellular component: early endosome; trans-Golgi network; recycling endosome. The annotation marks the transcript as partial. Gene Ontology annotation, biological process: retrograde transport, endosome to Golgi; endosome organization; receptor recycling. The record is from RefSeq and is a predicted model, not a curated record. The transcript has 10 exons. NCBI's taxonomy places the organism in Eukaryota, Metazoa, Chordata, Aves, Trogoniformes, Trogonidae.